CUUCCUGUCUUUGUCAAAGCUCGCUUCGCAAACAAGACGCAGCACGAUGGAGCGCGUGUACUCGGCCGUGUUCGGCGAGCCCAGCGCCCGGACGACGAUCCUGCGCAACCACUCGAGCUUCUUCGAGCUGCCAUCCUCCGAGCCGCUGACGCUGACGCCGGCCGUGCUCGAGAAGCACAACCACCUGCUCGAGCGCAAGGACGCCAAGGAGCGCGAGGCCAAGGCGCGGCUCGAGCGCCUCGAGUCGAAAACGCUGCGUGCGUUCCUGUAUGCGUACGGCGCCAAAGCAGCGACUGCGCUCCUCCUCGCGUCGCGCAAGUGGGGCAUGAACACGGCAUCGUACGCGGACGCGCUGCGACUGCUUUCGAAAGCCGACUCGAUCCGGUUUGGGCUCUUCGUCGGCACGAUGGUCGGCUCGUACCGCGCCGCCGAGGUGGUCGCCAACCGCGUGCGCGGCGUGCACCACGACGACCGCAUCAACAAGGCGAUCGCGGGCGCUGUCUGCGGGCUGAGCCUCCUUGUGGACGCGCCGUCGCGCCGCCCGGUCAUCUCGCUCUACAUCUUUAUCCGCAUGCUCGACAUUGUGCUCCGGCACGCCGAGCAGCCAAAGAAGUUUCUUCAAGACACGUGUCAUGUGCCAAUCAAGUACAUGACCGAGAUCCUCUUUGGCUUGUGCAACGCACCGAUAGUCUACGGCGCGCUCUUCCAGCCCGAGCUGCUGCCCAAGGGGUACUAUCACUGGAUUCUGCAGCUCGGCAACAUGACGCACGGCGGCGUCGACUACGCCAUCCGCCAGCGCUGGCGCAGCGAUACAGACGCGACGACGGGCGCGCUCAUCCCGUUCCGGCCGUGCCAGCCUCACUUUCACUUGGAGUCGUGUCUCACGCAUUCUGUCAAAGACUUGGUCUCGGGCGGUAUGGUGCGCGCAGCCAAGGUCUACCUCCCCGUGCACGCGAUCCCGUUCGUGCUUUUCCGCUCCCAGAAGCUUCAGACCGCGCCAAUCGCAUCCGUCUUGCACGUGGCCUAUGCCACGUUGCGUUCGUCGGCGUUCCUCUCGUCGUAUCAAAGCGUCGUCAAGCUCGCGAUCUGCAUUCCGCGCAAUCUUUGCCACCGCGACUAUGGCGUCACGGGGCUCAUCGCCGGCAGUCUCUCGGGCCUGAGCCUUUUCUUCGAGGACCCGAAGCGCCGGAUCGAGCUCAUGCUCUAUUGCGCCGCACGGGGUCUCGAGAUCCUCUGGACCGUCCUCAAGCACAAGCCAUUCGUGCGCGCCCUGCGCAUCAAGCACGCCGAGGUGCUCGUGUUUUGCCUCUCGAUGGCAUGCAUCAUGUCGAGUCCGUCGACGCACUUUAAGCCAACGUACUUGCACAUUGCUCGGUUCCUCUUUGGGCACUCGGUGCUGCGCUAAGAUAACUAAGACCUAAUUAUCCUGAUGACGCGACCACCAAACGGC
Saprolegnia parasitica CBS 223.65 is the source of this 1450-nucleotide messenger RNA. RefSeq lists its product as hypothetical. Bases 47 to 1405 code for a protein of 452 amino acids. Lineage: Eukaryota; Oomycota; Saprolegniomycetes; Saprolegniales; Saprolegniaceae. The transcript has 5 exons. The record is from RefSeq and is a predicted model, not a curated record.